Messenger RNA from Paraphaeosphaeria sporulosa, 1078 nucleotides. RefSeq lists its product as uncharacterized. The coding region runs from base 171 to 752 and encodes 193 amino acids. The transcript is spliced from 2 exons. Lineage: Eukaryota; Fungi; Ascomycota; Dothideomycetes; Pleosporales; Didymosphaeriaceae. The record is from RefSeq and is a predicted model, not a curated record.
CGUGCUUUGGAGACAAUGGGAGAACACUGACCAGCGUGGGCGCCGCGCAAGCCUCCUGCACGGCCUGCCAUUUGCGACAUAUGUACUCGCACAGACGAUUUGGUGAGACUGUUGAAUUAUCUACCCCACACUAAAGCAGUGGAAGGCCUACAUAUCGAUUGAAUCGAUAGAUGCUUAGCUCGACAGCACUGUACGGCGCGGGCGAUGACAUCCGAGGAUAUUUUGCACAAAUUAGUUCGUCACGCAGCUUGUACCACGGAUCGCCCAGCAACUAUGCCAGGCAUCACGCUACCCACUCCCCUAACCUAACAAAGGAGGUAGCGAACGUUUGGACAUUCUUUGUUCAUGCGCUCCGCUCUCACAAGACGCCUUUAUCGGUACCGCAGGUACUCGGCGUGGACUUUGCCUUCUCUGUCGCACUCUCCGAAACUUUCGGCGAGAGCUUCUUCUCUAAUGUGCGGCUCGCUUGUUCGAGGCUCGCUCGUGUGCUGGACUUCGCGUGCAACUCCACUUGCAACUCCACUUAUGCAAAUCGCCCAUCGGCUGUGCAUUCGGCGGUCUCCCGGGCACACCGUACACAAUGCUGGCGCCGUAGAACCAGCGGCCCCUCUGAUCAGGUUAUGAACGAUUGGUCCGUGCGAUCACAGAAGACGCAAACUUCGAAGAAAUCCACAACCCAAGUCCCCGCUGUUUGGUUCUGGUCAAGCAGGUUACAAGUCUGUUUCAGGCGCAAAACGGAGCAACAUUCCUAGAACGGAACUGUGCCCAAACUCUCUAGUGCUUCCUCGCCGGGUGUACAGCACGAGCGUCGUCACAAGUUGCGCCCAUCGCCUAUUAGAAUGGCACAAACCUGCAGGACAUAAUCCGGGGACAGGCAAUCAACAACGCCACAGUUCCGCAACAUGCAUGUGCCUCAUUGAUUCGAAGCGCCUUUAUAGUUUGCCUCUGUCGGCAAGCGUAUGGUUAACGGCAGGACCUGAAUGUCGACAUUGUCUGUCAAGACCAAUGUUCAUCACCUUCCGCAACUCAUUCCACUCGGCGUCCAAUUAUUUGCUGUAUCAACGACAUAUGAGUGUGU